Molecule: messenger RNA, 797 nt
Organism: Limulus polyphemus (Atlantic horseshoe crab)
Lineage: Eukaryota; Metazoa; Arthropoda; Merostomata; Xiphosura; Limulidae
Product: CTD nuclear envelope phosphatase 1A-like
Exons: 7
Coding region: 201-797 (198 amino acids)
Molecular function (GO): protein serine/threonine phosphatase activity
Source: RefSeq, a predicted model, not a curated record
AAUAUAUUUAUGUAUACUAAAUCUACAAAAUAGAGGGCACUACAAUAUAAUAAACGUGAUUAGAUUAUAAAGCGAACUCUGUAAGGACAUAAGUUCAUGGCGGUCAUCCAGGUUUUGAAAAGUAGAAAUUUUUGAGGAACUUGAAAAUGUAAGUUGUCUUCUCCAUUUCUAAGUCAAGAGUUGACAGAAAAUCUGGACCAAUGUUGAAGCAAAUGCAGAUGGGCCUCCGUGCUUUUUUACUGUUGGCAUCAAAAAUUUGGAAUUUUAUUUGCUAUGUUUUACGCAAACAAACGAGAGCGAUAAUUCAACAUCAGUCAGUGAAAUAUGAUAUCUUACCCCUUUCACCGUUAUCUAGACAUAGAUUGAAUUUAGUAAAGAGAAAGAUAAUGGUUUUAGAUUUGGAUGAAACGUUAAUACAUUCACAACACGAUGGAGUUAUAAGGAAUAUGGUGAAGCCUGGAACCCCAACGGACUUUGUUUUAAAGGUCACAAUAGACAGACAUCCAGUUCGUUUCUUUGUUCACAAAAGACCUCAUGUUGACUAUUUUCUUGAUAUUGUUAGCCAUUGGUAUGAACUUGUGGUAUUUACAGCCAGCAUGGAAAUAUAUGGUGCAGCAGUGGCUGACAAGCUGGAUAAUAACAGAGGAAUUCUAAGAAAACGAUAUUACAGACAGCAUUGCACAUGUGACUGUGGUAGCUACACCAAAGACCUCUCGGCCAUUACGGAGGAUUUGUCGAGUAUAUUUAUUUUGGAUAAUUCCCCUGGAGCCUACAGAGCAUAUCCAGGUAACGUCUAA